Messenger RNA from Drosophila willistoni, 1875 nucleotides. RefSeq names its product putative inorganic phosphate cotransporter. NCBI's taxonomy places the organism in Eukaryota, Metazoa, Arthropoda, Insecta, Diptera, Drosophilidae. The transcript is spliced from 6 exons. Gene Ontology annotation, biological process: monoatomic anion transport; transmembrane transport. The record is from RefSeq and is a predicted model, not a curated record. The coding region runs from base 94 to 1560 and encodes 488 amino acids. Gene Ontology annotation, molecular function: transmembrane transporter activity.
CACUGUCUUUUCAAUCAAAAACAAAUAACACAAAAUAAAAAAUUUUAAGUCUACAAAGUUAAUAUAGAAUUAUUUAACUUUAUUUUUAAGUAUAUGGACAUAGAAGGAGACGACAGACCAAAAUGGGGUCAAGGCUGCAGUCAGUUUUGUCUUUUGCCGCAGCGUGUUGUUUGCACAAUAAUGGGAUUUUUGUCUUUAAUCUGCAUUUUUACCAAUCGGGUGUCAUUAUCAAUGGUGAUAACUGUGAUAGUUAUACCGAUAAAUCGUACAGCCGUGAAUGAAACAGAUGACAAGGUGGAUGCUUGUCCUCUAGAAGCGCAAGCUGAAGAGGUCGUCAAGAAUGAUGGUAUUUAUAAUUGGGACGAGCAGACACAAUCGAAUAUUUUGGGUGUCUUCUAUGGUGGUUACAUUAUAUCCCAUUUACCUGGUGGCAUUCUAGCUGAUAAAUAUGGAGCUAAAUGGGUACUUGGCAUAUGCACUUUAGGGUCCGGAAUUUGCACAAUUCUCUCACAUGUUGCCAUUGUAGUGGGUGGCAGUUGGUGUCUGAUGGUGAUGCGUGUUUUCAUGGGCUUGGCACAAGGUCCCAUUUACCCAGCCCUCAGUGUUUUGUUAGCCGCAUGGGUACCAAAAAGUGAGCGCGGAACAUUGGGUACUGCGUGCUAUAGCGGCAGCACUUUGGGCCUUAUAGUGGCCACUUCAUGUUCUGGUCUGCUACUUUCCACCUUUCCAUGGCCAGUAACCUUCUAUGUAUUUGGCGGUGCGUCGGUGAUUUGGUUUAUCAUAUUUAUUUUUCUCUGCACUAGCUCACCAAUGACACAUCCCUGCAUUAAGCCUAACGAAAUGAUUUACUUGAUGGAAUCAAUUGGACAGACAACAAAAGAUAAGCCUCCUAUACCCUGGAAACGCAUAUUGCUAAGCACGGCUAUGUUCGGCGUCUUAGUCAGUGAAAUAGGUCACGAUUGGGGCUAUUAUGUAAUGGUCACAUUCCUGCCCAAAUAUAUGUCAGAUGUUUUGCGAUUCUCAAUCAAAUCGAAUGGCUUAUACACCUCUCUCCCCUAUUUAGCCAUGUGGUUGGCUAGCCUGGCAAGUGGACCACUAGCCGAUUGGUUAAUUCGAACGGGCAAAUUAACAAUUACUUCUGAACGCAAAAUACUUACCUUUCUCUCUGCAUUUUUCCCUGGUUUGUUUAUAGUAAUCGCCUCCUAUGCCGGCUGCAAUAAAAUUGCAGUUGUAACCCUUUUUACCAUCUCAAUGCUGUGCAUGGGUCCUUACUAUGCUGGCCAAAAAUUCACUCCUAUGGAUAUGAGUCCGAGCUAUGCCGGCACCAUUAUGGCCAUAACAAAUGGUAGUGGUGCCCUAGCCGGUCUCGCUGCGUCGCCCAUUGUUGGGGCCCUUACGCCCAAUGCCGCACUACGAGAAUGGCGUGUGGUAUUCAUUAUAUGCUUUGUCAUAUUGGUUAUCUCAGCUUUAGUAUUUUGCUGUUUUGGCACAGGCGAAAUGCAGCCAUAUGAUCCCUUAUAUAAGGAUCCAGACGAGAAGGAAGAGGAAAAGAAAAAAUAGAUAUGAAAGAGGUCGCCCUUCAUAUGAUUACAAGCUUUUUAGGUACCAAACAAGUACAAACUUUUACAAAAAAAAACGAACUCAAAAUUUAUUGGAACGAUGGAAAUAUGAAAUAGUGAAAUAUUUUAAGUAAAAUAUUAAUCAAACAUAUUGAUUACAAAAGGGAAUCCUGUGAGAGAGAAACAUCAUCAGAGUAGACAAAAAUCAAUCGACAGAUUGGUUCAUUUUAGGAAAUCCAAUGGGUUUAAAUAGAGUCUUAGUAUUUAUAGACGUCUUAAUUUAUUGAAAAAAUAUAAACAUAAUUUAUAAACGAAA